Messenger RNA from Saprolegnia diclina VS20, 1041 nucleotides. RefSeq lists its product as hypothetical. The transcript is spliced from 2 exons. Lineage: Eukaryota; Oomycota; Saprolegniomycetes; Saprolegniales; Saprolegniaceae. Bases 118 to 1041 code for a protein of 307 amino acids. The record is from RefSeq and is a predicted model, not a curated record.
AGUCCGUGGCUCUCUCACCAUCAACCCCCCGACGACGCCAUCGCGACAGCCAACGACCUCUUUCGCUUGGCGCUCGAUAUUUGGACGCAAAGCAUUGCGCUUCAAGACCGCGUCGCCAUGCGUGAAUGUGCGCUCUUUCUACUUCAGUGGUAUCGCACCGGCCGUCUCCACCUCCAGCCCGCCGUCUACCUUCAGAUCUUAUCCGCGCUCUGCAUGGUCGGAUCCACCAAGCACAUCAUCGAUGCCACUCACAGCUUGUACAACGCGACGCUCGACAAGGUCACGCCCGUAAGGCUCUGGCUCGAGCAUCCCGGGUGCGUCGACCACUUUGCCUUUGCACUCAAAGUGCAAAGUCGAUCGACGGUGACCAAGUGUGCCUCGAUACUGGCGCUGAUCGUGGAGAGUGCGAAGUCGGCACGGGCCCCGCCGCGACGCUGGACGCCAGCGGCGAUCGAGAGCGUCGAGGUGGCGUUGUCGGCAUGGCCGCACGUGUACCGCAUCAGCGACUGUCUCGAGCGCGUGUAUACGUACCUCUUUGAGAUCCAGCCGGUGCCGCCAAAACCGAUAUCGCGCUUGCGCAGCUUGCAUCGCAUAAUAGCCGGUGCUGUGCUGCAAACCAAGUACCAUCUCGCCUUGCCAAAGAAUGCCAAGCCACGUGAGGACGUGACGUCCCCGACGAAAGUCGUCGCAUCUGGGUCCGAGUUGGUGGUGUCGUCGGUCGUUAGCCACCAUCAAGGGACGCCAACGAGCAAGAAACUGAGCUUUGUGGAGGCGGCCGGCCUUGCCCGGCACCUCAACUCGUUUAUCCAGCUACUGCAGCGCGCGUACGAGCUCCAGUCGUCGACCGCUGCACUGACAAUGCAAUGCGACACCUUGCAACGGGCCAUCGAACUCUACCGGUCGCCACGCGAGUGCGCAAUUUACGAUUACAUUGUAACGACGCUCGACCCGGCGAUCCGCAAAUUCUUCGAGCCGUGCAUGACCACAAGUGCGAGUCCGUCAGCGCCCAAGGCGUCGUCCACGUGGUGGCAACGUCUCUGA